Molecule: messenger RNA, 2125 nt
Organism: Cucurbita pepo subsp. pepo (vegetable marrow)
Lineage: Eukaryota; Viridiplantae; Streptophyta; Magnoliopsida; Cucurbitales; Cucurbitaceae
Source: RefSeq, a predicted model, not a curated record
AUUCCUUAUUCUCUAUCAAGGCUACUUUUCCCCAUUUUUUUCAAACUUCCACGCAUUCUCUAGAAGAUAACUUUCAUUUGGGUAAUGGAAUCUGAUCUUAGAAGGUUACCCAUAUGCGGGAAGGUUGAAAUUAACGAAGCUUUUCACACUCAAACAGUGGGUUUAAUGCCGAUUUGCGUCUUCUUUACAUUUGAGGAUACAUCCGAUAUACGCGUAUUAGAUGAUAAGUUCAGUUGGGGACGCAGAAUGGGCUAAGGUACCGAUAUAACCGCAUCCCUUUUACUUUUCUUGAUAUAUACGAAUUGCUGGCUGUUCAUCUGGAGGCGUCUUCUUUAGAUUCAUACUAAAAGGGGUUUCCUAAACAUGGCUACUACCCGUAACAAUGCUGGUAACGACGGCGAUGAUUUUAGAUACCUUGUUGUGCGGCCGGAGAAGGGUGGAAUCAGAGACGUUUUCCGGUGUUGGGCUUGGCCGGAUGGCGAUGGUGGACGGAGAUUCUUCGAGGGCUCCGAGGUGGGUGUUUUUGGUGCGAUGGUUUUGGGACGCAGGUGGGUCAUAGUGGUGUCGAUUUUGAUUCGAAAAGUGAUAGCCGCUCUGGCGAAACCAAUGGAAUGGACUGGCAAUGUGGUGGAAUUCAGUCUCAAUCUUCUGUCUAUGAAUGGCAAUAUCUCGGGAUUGUUCUGCAACAUCGUGCGCGGUGAAGUGGUAGUGCCACAGAGGGGCACAGACACAUUUAUCAGCACCAUUGGGCUGUUAGAUGGGCGAAUGAAUCUAUUAAAUGAAGAACAAAUUCUUGAAGGAGCUACUGAUUCUGUUUAUGAAGAAAGAGGCUUCAGACUUGAAAUGGGCAAUCGGACUCUAAUGGACCUUUGCAUCAUGGCUUCAAAACUAUCCUACGAGAAUGAAAAGGUCAUUCAGAAUGUUGUUCUUCGCCGCUGGAAGAUGCAUUUCGUGGGAUUCUACAAUUGCUGGAAUGAUUUCCUAAAGGACAGCUCUACGCAGGUGUUCAUACUGUGUGAUAAGCCUAAAGACGCCAAUCUGAUAUUGAUCAGCUUCAGGGGCACAGAACCUUUUGAUGCAGAUGACUGGUGCACUGAUUUUGACUACUCUUGGUAUGAGAUCCCGGAAGUUGGGAAGAUUCACAUAGGCUUCUUAGAAGCUCUUGGUUUGGGCAACAGAAAUGAUGCCAACAGCUUCAAAGGUCACCAUAAGUUAAGCUCCAUUUCUUCAGACCUUUCCAACAUUGAACAGGAUAGAUUACAUCCAUCUUUGGACUCUGAACAGUUCGACGCGGUUACGCCCGAAAUGGUGCAGUUGUCUGCAUACUAUGCAGUGAAACUUAAGCUCAGGAGAUUGCUUAUGGAGCAUAAAAAUGCGAAGUUUGUGGUCACUGGUCAUAGUUUAGGCGGGGCGCUUGCAGUUCUGUUCCCUACAGUUCUGGUGCUGCAUAAGGAAAUGGAAAUAAUGGACAGGCUAUUAGGUGUAUAUACAUUUGGGCAGCCUAGGAUCGGCGACAAGCAACUGGCGCAGUUCAUGGAGGCUCAUUUGAUGAAGCCUAUUCCAAGGUACUUCAGGGUUGUCUACUGCAAUGACCUUGUACCUAGGCUGCCUUACGACGAUAAAGCUUUUUUCUAUAAGCAUUUUGGGGUUUGUCUAUACUACGACAGCCUAUUCACUGAGAAUGAAGUAGAUGAGGAAUCGAACAAGAACUUCUUUGGGAUUAGAUACCUGAUACCGGAAUAUCUCAAUGCUUUAUGGGAGCUGAUCAGAAGCUUGCUGAUGGGCUACACAUAUGGAGCUGAGUACAGGGAGGGAUGGUUUUGCUUAUUGCUAAGGGUAAUAGGACUGGCACUUCCUGGCAUUUCUGCUCAUUGCCUCACAAAUUAUAUCGACUCUGUGAGGCUUGGUAAGAAGAAGAACUCUCUUUGAUGAUUCCAAUUAUUGCUCACUUGGCAAGACAACAACAGCAAAUCCACUUGGAGAAAUUUUAAGGUUAGCAGUUUUCUGACCCAGAUACGUUUUAUGAGUAGGAUAAUUGUUUGUCGACAUAUACUGGGGAACAAUAUUUACUACAGGCUUUUCUCAUCAGAAGAGGAAUAAAAAACUUAACUUUCUUUAUGAUUAA